Hypoxylon fragiforme is the source of this 2546-nucleotide messenger RNA. RefSeq names its product subtilisin-like protein. Gene Ontology annotation, molecular function: tripeptidyl-peptidase activity; serine-type endopeptidase activity. The record is from RefSeq and is a predicted model, not a curated record. Gene Ontology annotation, biological process: proteolysis. The transcript has 7 exons. Bases 355 to 2247 code for a protein of 630 amino acids. NCBI's taxonomy places the organism in Eukaryota, Fungi, Ascomycota, Sordariomycetes, Xylariales, Hypoxylaceae.
GGUACAUUGUACAUAGUACUUUCCUUAUAGAAGUGUGUACAUGACAUGACAUACAUAUAAGUUGUAGGUAUUUGUAUAUAAAAACAAAUAAAAAAAAAACAAGCAAAUAUCUCCCAUGCACAAGAGCUAUCACCCCCGGGAGACCUGCCCCUUCCAGAAUUGACAACAUUGAAAUGAUACCACCACAAUAGGUAUUCGUACCCGAAACCACACCUAUCGGGCGUAUUUCUAGGAGUACAGAUAGUCCUGGAGCCGCUCUUCCCAGCCCUUCGAGCGCGAUUCUGAAUCCCUCCCUAACCAAGAUUUUUAUAAUUUCCAUUAUAGAUACCUAGGUAUUAGUUAGGUAAGGGCACAAUGAGGUCUUAUACUCUUAUUUGCGCGGCCAUUGCGCUGCUACAAGCCGCAGUCGAGGGCAAAGAUGUCGUUGUCGAAUCGCUGCCGACGGUGCCAACGGGCUGGAGAAAACUCAGGAACGCGGACUCGAACCAGGUUGUUAAGCUACGCAUCGCGCUUGAACAACCCAACUUGGCCGAAUUCGAGAGAACUCUUUAUGACAUAUCCACCCCCCAGCAUGCCUUAUACGGCCGUCACUUGUCGCGUGACCAGGUCAAGGAGAUGAUGAAGCCGAGGGACGAAUCUACUGCUGCCGUGCUGGAUUGGCUCAAAGAGUCUGGAAUCCCUUCGUCUAACAUCCAAAAUACCGGCGAAUGGAUUAAUUUCCGAACCACCGUGUCCAAGGCGGCAGACAUGUUGAACACCAACUUCCAAGUAUACAAUCAUGUCGGUACACAAGCUGAGCGAGUACGAACACUUCACUAUUCCGUGCCCGAGGAAGUGCGGUCUCAUAUCACCAUGAUCCAGCCGACGACAAGGUUCGGCCAGAUCCGGCCACAGGCAAUCGAAAUCCACGAGAUUAUCAUCCAGGAAGAGAUUGAGAAUUACAUCGGAAUCGCGGCAGCCAUCCCUACACAAGAGCUCGACACGGCCUUCUGUAACUCCACCAUUACUCCUGAAUGCCUGAGGGCACUGUACAACCUGGGUGACACGACCGCGGAUCCAAGCGUCCAAACAAUUCUUGGCGUCAGCGGUUUCUUGGAGGAGUACGCCAAGCAUGAUGCCUUGGAUCAGUUCCUUGAGCAAUUCGCGCCGUACGCCCUAGCUCAGAAUUUCACCACCGUUUCUGUCAAUGGUGGUUUGGAUAAACAGAAUGACACCGUCGACGAUGACGUCGAGGCCAACCUAGAUAUCCAAUACGCGAGCUCGUUGGGCUUCAACACGGAGGUCCGAUACUAUUCUAAUGGUGGCCGUGGUCCACUAAUUCCUGAUCUUGACCAACCAGACCCAGAAGAAGGACAAAAUGAACCAUACCUCGAGUACUUCACCUAUCUCCUUGAUCUGCCCGAUGAGGAGCUCCCGCAUACUCUGACUACGUCCUACGGCGAGGACGAGCAAUCAGUCCCCAAGGCGUACGUCGAGAAAGUAUGCACCAUGAUCGGGCAGCUAGGCGCUCGCGGCGUUUCUGUUCUCUUUAGUUCCGGAGACACCGGCCCUGGCAGCGCUUGCCAGACUAAUGACGGCAAGAACACCACACGGCUCCUCCCCAUCUUCCCCGCCGCCUGCCCGUACGUGACAUCGGUCGGCGGCACGGUCGGAGUCGAGCCCGAGGCCGCCGUCUCCUUCUCGUCGGGCGGGUUCUCGGACGUGUUCCCGGCCCCGGAGUACCAGAAGCCGGCCGUGUCCGCGUAUCUCGCCGGCAUAGGAAGCACCUUCGAGAACCUGUACAACCCAUCCGGACGCGGUUUCCCCGACGUCGCCGCCCAAGGGCGAAACUUUAGUGUAGUUUCCCAGGGCCGCGUCAUCAAGGUCGGCGGCACCUCGGCGUCCGCGCCCACCUUCGCCGCUAUCGUCAGUCUGCUCAACAACGCCCGCAUCAAGGCCGGCGAGAAGCCGCUGGGAUUCUUGAACCCCUGGUUGUAUAGCGUUGCAGCCGACGGCGGGCUUACGGAUAUUGUGGAUGGAGGUAGCACGGGAUGCACCGGUCGAGAUAUCUACAGCGGCCUCCCCGCCCCUUUCGUCCCCGGCGCGGGAUGGAACGCGACCGAGGGAUGGGACCCCGUUACGGGCCUCGGCACCCCGCUGUUCGAUAAACUACUAGAGAAGGCCGCGCCUGGCGUUAAGCUCUUGAGCCUCAAGGCCAAGGCUUCAGCUAAGGCUUCGGCCAAGGCUCCGUCCAAGGCUUCGGCUUAGACUGUUGCAUGCAGCCUACUUCCAAGGUUCGGAAGGAAGAAAGAACCCCCUAAAACAGAAACAAAAGCGAAAAGGUAUACUAGUUUUUUGGUUAGCCACCCACCACUGAUAGGCUUUUUGCGAACUUGGUAUAUGGUUACUUGGUGUAUGUUAUAAAGAAGUUCUUAUAUAGGUACAUUUUUGAAUACCUCCUCAUGUAUCUAUGUAGUAUGUAGUGAAAUGGUAAAAAAAAACUCAGAUUCUCAUAUACUAUUGAUCUUGUAACCAUGUCGUACGUCAUUAUAAUAAUCCCAAGACAC